AUGACGACAUUAUCAUCUGUUCUAGGUACAGUGUAUGCAUAUGGCGGCCUCAGUUUCGCUUAUAAAGAAGGCUCAUACAUCAGGACCCUUUUCGUCGAAUUAUUCAAGAUUUUCCUCCUCACGUCUGGCGGCGUCAUUUUGUUGGACAACGUGGCGUUUCACCAUUCCCCUUGCGUUCGAGCUUUUGCAGAUGCGGUUGGGGUAGAACUGCUUUUCACUCCUUCGUACGCUCCUUGGUUAAUCCCAGUCCAGGAGUGUUUUCUAUCAUGA
Messenger RNA from Cyanidioschyzon merolae strain 10D, 270 nucleotides. Its product is annotated as transposon. The transcript has a single exon. NCBI's taxonomy places the organism in Eukaryota, Rhodophyta, Bangiophyceae, Cyanidiales, Cyanidiaceae. The coding region runs from base 1 to 270 and encodes 89 amino acids. Gene Ontology annotation, molecular function: nucleic acid binding. The record is from RefSeq and is a predicted model, not a curated record.